Cyprinodon tularosa is the source of this 1616-nucleotide messenger RNA. RefSeq names its product PC-esterase domain-containing protein 1A-like. The record is from RefSeq and is a predicted model, not a curated record. The transcript has 11 exons. Lineage: Eukaryota; Metazoa; Chordata; Actinopteri; Cyprinodontiformes; Cyprinodontidae. The coding region runs from base 144 to 1433 and encodes 429 amino acids.
CUGGCAACACAGCUUUUGCGAUGACGUCACCCUCUGCAGGUGUUCCUAAUUAGAGCGCUAAUUGGUAAGGACGUGCACAUGUCAGCAGGCUGAGCUCAUCAUCAGCAGUCCCAAACACCACUGCUGGGAAACGCUGAGCAGCCAUGAGGUCUUUGGUAACAACCAGCCAGGCCAGGAAGCUUCUGCACAACAAGUUCGUGGUCAUUCUGGGCGGUUCAGUGCAGCGCUCCAUGUACAAAGACCUGGUGGUUCUGCUUCAGAGCUAUCAGCAUCUGACUCUGUCUCAGCUCAAGUCCAAAGGCGAGUUCUCCUUUCAGGGGGACGUGCUGGUGGAAGGAGGCUGCUUGGGUCCAAAGACAAACGGGACGGAGUACAAAGAGGUCCGACAGUACGUCUCCAGCCACCACCUGCUGCGAUAUUACUUCCUGACGCGCAUCUACUCACCAUACAUGGAGAGUAUUUUGGAGGACUUCCGGCAGGGACUGAGGCCGGAUGUCCUCAUAGUCAACUCUUGUGUCUGGGACCUCACCAGGUACGGCCUGGAGAGUCUGAACGAAUACAAGGAGAACCUCAACAGGUUCUUCAGUGAGAUCAAAGCCAUCGUUCUCCACAGUUGUCUGGUGGUCUGGGUUCUGGCAAUGCCCAUUGGCAAGAAGAUCAAAGGUGGAUUCUUGGUUCCUGAAGUCCGUCACUUGGGUCCCACUCUGUGUUACAACAUCAUUGAAGCCAACUUCUACAGCUCCAAACUGGCAGAUUUCAACGGCUUCGACGUUCUGGAUCUGCAUUUCUACUUCCGCCAUAGCCUGCAGCACCGCAUGCCGGACGGAAUCCACUGGGACGCUCUGGCGCACCGCAGGAUCAGCAGCCUCCUGCUGAGGCACGUGGCCGAGGCGUGGGGCAUAAAGCUGUACGAGGAACCGCGGCGAGUGUCUCAGAAUCAGAGAGAUGGUUUGGAUCACCGUCUACUUGCACCUCCAUGGUCCUGCCAACGAGCUCCUAACUCAGAACUUCUCCAGGGCUCGUGGGGCCAUCAACACCGGCAGUGGAGAGCCCCGUUGGAUGGGUUCCGGCCUCCUCCAGCAUUCCCAGAUGCUCCGGUUUUGGCGGCCUGGCCACAUCAUGUCCAUCAGCGCAGACUGCAGAGCCCUGCUUUUGUUGGAGUUUGUCGUUUUUCCGCUCCAUGUCCUCGUCCAGGUUUUCAGAGAUUUCCUCCUGCUAGGCCAUUGCUACCACACCAGUACCGACCACAGAGCAGAGCUGAACGCUUCCAGAUGGGCUCCCAGUUCAAUACUGGUGGUCGUUUCCAUCCUCGUUUUCAGCGUGAUUUUCCCAUUGAGAGGAGGAGGUGGAGAGGGAUGACGAGCAGAAGGCACCCGUACCCCCAUCAUCCUCCUCCCUGGGUGACAUCUAGACAUUCCUCCUAUGGAUGGUGAAUUCAACAAGCAGAAGCCUGGAGACUUUUGGAGACUAACGAUGUAUUUGGAUGUGCAGGUUGUUUGUGUGUGAAAGUAGAUUUUUAGCAAAGAGGAAAUCAAAGUGAGUUUAGAGUAUAGACUUAAUGAUGCAUUUGGCUUUAAUCGCUUCUGGUCCUGUUUGAUAUUUUGAUAUUGCUCCCA